CAUCACAUCCUCCUCACUAAGGGGCGCUGUGUCCCAGCUGCUCAGUCCAACAUCACAUCCCUCAUCUUCACCCCGGCAGCCAGCGGCUUCACAUCCGGGCGGCUCUCUCGCUCCUCUUCAAUCGCAAUCCGCUUCCCUUCCCUGCGCUUUCGACCGGGGAGGUCUGUGGCUGCAGAAGAAACCCCUGAAUCCCGGGCCCUCCGUCGGCGUCUGGCACCGGGCCCCUGAGGCGCUGCUUCCCCGCACAGCCGGUCGCACAUGACGCGGGCUCCGCCGAUGGUGGUGCACGGCGCCGAGCGCUCCCCGUCGGUGCGACAUCUACGCGCUGAAGUAGCAUCGCUGGCUAACGUUAGCUAACAACAUCGAUCUCUCUGCUGCUCCAUCCCCUCUCCCUCCGGCCGACCUCCGCUACCGAUCCGUCUCAUCAACAGUUGAUUGAUAGCUAACACCGGACCACCGAGGCAAUCCCCCCUCCCCGACCGGCUAGCGCAGGAAGCGAACCAGUUUCCAUCCUUAACAUUUCGGAUUUAGGGCCCGCAACGACAGUUGCUUCAGAGUUUUAACCCGUGAUAUUUAGAUCACCGACCCCUUUCCUCCUCCUCCGUGGCCUUUUAGGGGUCUGUUUUCUCUACCUCAACAUCCCGAUGCCUCCCCGCCCGUGUGUAACCUCAGCUGCACUAUCACCCCGACUCUGAUCAGCCUCCUCCCGAGCCUCACCGACAUCGGCUCUGCUGCUUCUGACAAUCCAACCGAGGAGCGCUGCUCGGCGGGCACUGAUUGCUGCGACCCCCCGGCGGUUCUCUCCAUCCCUGUCUCCCUUUUCUCUCAGUCUGGCUGCAGAGUGAAGCUAGCUGGCUGACCUCUUCUACUUCACACACGCACAGUCAGCAAAUCCAGUUACCGGUCUCUCCCCUACAACCCCCUCCAGUUUGUCCCUGACCCCCAACCCCCCGCCCCAGCAGAUCUCCGUGACACACGCACCACAGUGCCCGAGCCGCGGGUCUCGUCAUGCCGGGUCCGGUGGCUGGUAGCAAGUCCCGUGUGUACGCAGACGUCAAUACACUGAAGAGCCGGGAGUACUGGGACUACGAGGCCCACGUACCCAACUGGAACAACCAGGAGGACUACCAGCUGGUUCGAAAGCUGGGCAGAGGGAAGUACAGCGAAGUGUUCGAGGCCAUCAACAUCACCAACAAUGAGAAGGUGGUGGUCAAGAUCCUGAAGCCGGUCAAGAAGAAGAAGAUCAAGCGAGAGAUCAAGAUCCUGGAGAACCUGCGAGGAGGGACUAACAUCAUCCGGCUGGUGGACACAGUCAAAGACCCAGUGUCCAGAACUCCAGCGCUCGUCUUUGAAUGCAUCAAUAACACAGACUUCAAGGAGUUGUACCAGAAGUUGACAGAUUAUGAUAUCCGUUUCUAUAUGUAUGAACUACUGAAGGCUCUGGACUACUGUCACAGUAUGGGAAUCAUGCACCGUGACGUCAAACCGCACAAUGUGAUGAUCGACCACCAGUUGAGAAAGCUACGCCUUAUAGACUGGGGAUUGGCAGAGUUCUACCACCCGUCCCAGGAGUACAACGUCAGAGUGGCCUCUCGAUACUUCAAAGGCCCAGAACUCCUGGUGGACUACCAGAUGUACGAUUACAGUCUAGAUAUGUGGAGCCUGGGCUGUAUGCUGGCCAGUAUGAUUUUUCAGAAAGAGCCCUUCUUCCAUGGACAAGACAACUAUGACCAGUUGGUGCGAAUUGCCAAGGUGCUGGGGACAGACGAGCUGUUCGGCUACCUGCGUAAAUACCACAUUGAGCUGGACCCGCGCUUCAAAGACCUGCUGGGACAGCAGAGCAGGAAGCGCUGGGAACAGUUUGUGCAGACGGAGAACCAGCACCUGGUGAGUCCUGAAGCUCUGGACCUUCUGGACAAGCUGCUACGCUACGAUCACCAACAGAGACUGACUGCCACAGAGGCCAUGGAGCACCCCUACUUCUACCCAGUAAUAAAGGAGCAGUCUCUGGCAAACUCUGACAACAACAUGGUAUCCAGCGGCAACACUACAGCGCGAUGAAACACAGAAGUGGAAGAAGAUGUUUGUUACCUCAGCUUUGUACCCGGUUGUGACAGUAACUUUGACAAGUGUACAGUGACAAUGGAUCAAAGUGACUCUGAGCAGUUACACUCACAGAUAUGUGCAUACGGAUACACACAUCUAUAUACACACACACAUUGAUGCAAGCUCACCUCUAUACAAACACACAUGCAGACACGUAUACAUACACCCUCCUCCUCUGUAUCAGUCUGUGAUUGGCUUGUCCUGGUUCUUGUCCAGCAGCCUGACCAAUGAGCUAGAAGCUGCUCCCCCCCCCAUCGUCCCCCAAAUCGUCUUUUUCCUCCCAGCUCAGUCUCAUGUAGGUCAACAAGGACAAACUACUUUUAAAGACAAUUCAGUCCCUCCUCUCUGUCGUCCCUCCUUUAUAUCGUCCCCUCUUUGUUUGCAUCAGCAUGGAGAAUGAACCGGAGCAGUGAGCCUGUACAAGUCCUCCCCCCCUCCCGACCUGUUCAUCCGUCUGUCUGCCCCCCUCCUCCCCAUCCUGUACCCCAACAGACAGACAGACGUCUUAGCACUACUCCAGUUCUGAAAGUGGCAUGGUGGACUCUAGAUAGAAGAAUGAUGAUGAUGAUGAUGAUGAUGAUGAUGAUGAUGAUGAUGAUGAUGAUGAUGAUAAUAAUAUUAAUGAAAAAUAAAUGAUUUUUAUUUAGAUGAA
Molecule: messenger RNA, 2758 nt
Organism: Cottoperca gobio
Lineage: Eukaryota; Metazoa; Chordata; Actinopteri; Perciformes; Bovichtidae
Gene: csnk2a2b
Product: casein kinase 2, alpha prime polypeptide b
Exons: 12
Coding region: 1009-2061 (350 amino acids)
Biological process (GO): peptidyl-threonine phosphorylation; peptidyl-serine phosphorylation; regulation of chromosome separation
Cellular component (GO): cytosol; protein kinase CK2 complex; nucleus
Molecular function (GO): protein serine/threonine kinase activity; ATP binding
Source: RefSeq, a predicted model, not a curated record